Molecule: messenger RNA, 2992 nt
Organism: Sabethes cyaneus
Lineage: Eukaryota; Metazoa; Arthropoda; Insecta; Diptera; Culicidae
Product: E3 ubiquitin-protein ligase RNFT1
Exons: 5
Coding region: 347-2410 (687 amino acids)
Biological process (GO): positive regulation of ERAD pathway
Molecular function (GO): ubiquitin protein ligase activity
Source: RefSeq, a predicted model, not a curated record
GUGUCAAAGUAGUGGAAAAAAGACGAAGUUCGACAAUGGUGACAAAUUUUUUGGAAAAAACUUGAAUUUUGGUGAAUUUUAGCAGUGUUAGCUGAAAAUUAGUUUCGAUUUUUGUUUCGUACUGGUACUACAUUCAGGUAGUGUGGUUUUGUUUGCUGCUUUUAUUUUCGUGGAAACUUUCGCUAACGAAUAAUCUAGACAGGAAGGUUAAUCACUAAUACAUAAGAAUUUUCACGGAAUGGUAAUACUGUCGAGACUGCAUCCAUAAACCAUCAACGCUUGUUAACAAUGCUUAGUAGCAGUGCUGUUUGAACGUUAAAAAUUCCUGGGGAAAUAUUAACGUAAGAUGUCCGAUACCAAACCCGAAACGGAACAGCAGCAAUUGAGCUCGAGGACCGCAGAACCAUCAGUAGAACAGCAGAUACCUUCAGCAUCUCCAGUAAAACCGGAAGUAUCCUCGCCCACAAGCGUAGACUCUCCUGCAAUUAUAGAGACCACUUCCAGUACGUUGACCAUCGACGAGGGUGGUAGACCUCCUUUAGCAUCAGAAGAAGAUACCAGCAGCACAAUCAGUAACAUUCCAGCAAUUACGGUCACUAUUAUUGAUAAUCUUACAGCUCCGACAACAGCAGCUAGUAGUAGCAACGUUUGCCUUGGCAGCCACGGUCCAGAGGGACAAACGGUACUAGCCACAGUGCACCAGCCUCAGUUUUCGAUUGUUGUCGAAAGACAAACUUCCGUCAAUUCCAACGAAGGCAAUAUGGCAAAUGCUAAUAACAAUAAUGUUGGCUUUCGGAACACAUUCAAUGGUCGAGUUCCGUUCGCCAGAAUGCUUUCGGCUGGCAGUGGAACUGAUCGGCGAGUAAGCAACGAUAAUACAGGCGGGCGAGUCGCAGUAAACUUAAGCAAUAACCUGCUAACUGAUAUUUUUGCCUUUAUGCAGCAAGCGCGCAAUCCAAACAAUUUAUUCUCGGCUGAACGCCGCAACCUUUUUGCCCAAUCGGGUCGCUCUGUUUCCCAUAUGCCAGGCAGCAGUACUCCGCCGGUGAAUCACGGCGUAGGAAACCCCAGCGAUGUCGUUAUAGAUGUGGACAAUAUGACAGGACCGUCUCUUCGGUCUUCCAACAAUGAGAUAUAUCCUAUCUCAACGUCUUCAUCGGUUGCGAGCAGCAUUAGACCGAACUCUUGGAUCCAGCCGAACUCUGGCGAUGAAGAUGCCAACAACGUGGGACGACCGACGAUGAUGCCAAAUUUUAACUAUCACCAUCAUCACCAUCACUUUCACAAUCACCAGCCUCUGUCCACUGUGCAUCAUCAGCUUCUCACACAACAGCCAGUUCAAUCUGGCCAACAACAAAACCAACCAUCUUCUCUUGGAGCUAUUGCUAGUGGCAGCGGUAUUCCACUAACUGAACCACUUCAGCAACCAACGACACCCACCAAUCCGAAUCCUAACAAUGGGACGCGCAGCAACAGUAUCAGUUCCAAUAAUCAACCAUCAGACGAAACGACUGUUCAUGAAGCCCUGAAUCAAAUUCCAGAAGCGCGCGUCAUGAUUGACACAUUUGCUCGCUACAUUCCGUUGAUGUUUAUUCUGAUUACCAAAUUGUGCUACGAUCAUCUUGACGGAAUCAUUCAUUUCCUAGCCUUGCUAAUGACCUUUUCCCACGCCAACUGGGUGGUGCGGCAGGAAAUCUCCAAACAGGCUCAGAAGCGGAUAAUGGUUCUGCUCCGUGAGCUGAUCUUUAUAGUACUGGCGCUCGUUGUGGUCGGCUUCCUGCUCGAGCGCAAGAAUAUUUUCCUCAGCAUCAUGUUUAUGCCGGAUCUGUCCGAACCGCUGAGUCUCAAGUCGCUACUUUUCUCCGUGUGCAUGUCCGAUUUGGUACUGAAACUGUUAACCAUCAUCGUAAAGAUUGUAGUUACCCUGAUGCCACCCAGCGUGAUUGAGUACAAGAGCCGGGGUAAAAUCUACCUGAUGACCGAGGCGCUCUCUCAACUGUACCGUUCUGCGGCACCGAUUCAACCGUGGCUAAUCUUUCUGUUCGAGUCCUAUUCGGGUUCGGAGAAGAUCGUCGGUGUUAUCCUGUCGGCUGUUUACAUGGUCGCCAAAUCUUCGGAUCUGCUCGAUCGGAUCAAGUUCUGCAAGUGGUCUGUCAUCAAGUUGCUCCAAAAGACGAGUUACGGCACCAUUCCAUCGAAGGAACAGCUUCAGGCCUGCGGUGGCCAGUGCCCAAUCUGUCACGACAGCUUCAACUCACCGGUUCUGCUUGAGUGUAAUCACAUUUUCUGCGAGUUGUGCGUUGGUACGUGGUUCGAUCGAGAGCAGACGUGUCCGCUGUGUCGAGCCAAGAUCGUCGACGACCCGUCCUACCGUGACGGGGCAACCACGUUUUUCCUACAGCUGUACUAAAAGAAGUUUGCAUUCUUGUUUUAAGUUAUUGAGGAAAUCCAAAUUUUGCAAAAUGAUGGGAUCCGUUACAACUAAGAACACGGGACACGAUGUGAAAAUGGUGAAGCACAAAGCUGCUUCUACUGUGUUUAAAUAUUGAUAAAAGUGGUUCACUUCCUAAGCUAAACCGUUUAGUAGAUAUUUAGUUGACGUACGUAGAGUUAUUUUUAUUCAUCUCAGUUUAUCCGCAGUCUAUUCCAACACCUAAACUAUCAAGUGGAAACAUCACCCAUUGUGUCUAAUGAUAAUAAAAUGUUACAAUAUCCUUUCUUAGCAGUCGGACGCAAAGUGAGUGUGUGCUUACGGAAGUGAAUUUGAUAUGAAGCCAUCUUGCAAACCAAAACAAAAUAAUGAUGAAUGGGUGUCUAAUAUGUGCUUUGAAAAUGCGGUGUUAACAUGCAGAAAGUCAUCAGUAAACUAACACUAGGUUUGCCAUUCGUCAGUAACAGACGAAUGAAUAAGUGCACGCAGUAGUGCAUUACUAAGCAACAGCAGAUAUAUUAUUUUUCAAUUUAAAGGAAGAAUAUUAAUAGUUUUAGCAUU